This is a messenger RNA of Symbiodinium sp. CCMP2592, 1986 nucleotides long. The record is from the annotation of a GenBank genome assembly. Lineage: Eukaryota; Dinophyceae; Suessiales; Symbiodiniaceae.
AUGCGCCUCCGACAGCUACGUGAAGAAGACGCGAUUCAUGCACUACAGAGUUGGCAAUCCUUAAACACCGGUGUCCUGUCUGUCUCCGAACUUCACAAGGUUCAACUGCGUCUCAGUGCUGCCAUGCAUGCCAGAAUGCCACUUUGGCAUGUGAUCGUGGAGUCCCUCGGAGAUUCGACGAAUCACAGCGGACGGCGCAAGUCCGAGGCUGUGAGCACAUACUUCAUGCAGAAUCUGGAUGAACUUCGAGAACUUGCAAGGCAGUGCCUCGUAGAUUUUCUCGACGAAGACAAGCCUGACGAGCUUGAAGAAGCAAUCCGCAACCCACAGUUUCAAGACUGGGCUUAUCAAUGGUACCUGCAGUCAGAGGAUUUGUCUGACAUAAGGUCCGUCCGCUACAUUUGCAGGCUGCCCGGCUGCAACGUGUUGGUGCAUUGUAUUCGCAAUGAUUUCUGCGAGUGCUGCAAACUAUUGCUGUCCAAGUUCAGUGACCGGACAGCAGCGAAGAAAUGGCUAAUCUUGGCAGAGCCUUUGCGGGUGUUCAAUCAGUUCGAAGCGAACUGCUUUCACGAAGCAGCCUACUGCGGAUCCUCCGGAUGUCUUGCAGCAUUGGUUGCCUUCGCGAAGGAGCAGGGUAUUUCUUGGAAGGAUCUGACCGACAAGAAUGGCAAAACGCCGCUGGACAUCGCCAAGAGCCAGGUCGAGAAGAAGAAAGAAGGUGCAGUGCCAACGCUUUGCCUCCUGCAGCAGGAGUAUGGCAUAGAGUCGUCAGAUGUGCAGCUAGAUGGCGACCUUGCGCAGGAGGGCGUAUUGAUUGCAAGCUUGGCCCGUGAAACUGAUGGCAAGGAGAUUGUGCGCAAACAGUACACGUUGACAUCCGCAACUACAUCUUGGAGUGACCUCGUCGCUCUGUCGCACCAAGCGCUGCAAGAGCUGAAGGAGCUUAAAAGUUGCACUGACGAGAAAGUGCUACUGCUGCUCUGGAAGAUGUCCGUGGAGGGCAAUGAUACGGCGGCAAUGAAGUCAUUUUUCGAGCUGUGGCUGCAUGCGAGCAGCUUGAGUUUCUUCAAAUGCAAGUUUGCACAUCCAGCAGCUGCCACAAGUCUAGUCACUGUCGUUACAGAACUUGUGGACAGGGAUGAGGUGCGACCACAGUGGGAGAGGCUUUACAUUUUCCAGUGCAUUUCUGCAGGCGCAGAAGAAGGAAGCAAAAGCUGCGAGCCCGAGACAGUUCAGGCAAAGCGGGAGCUUGCAGAAAAGGUGAAGAACCUUUGCGAGGUGAUAGUCAGAAGACCAUCAUGUCCACUUUGGCGGCUUGAUCCUUUGCCGGCCUCGAUUUUGACCGAUGAAGACAGGCACGUCCCUGCUUUGUUGAAGGCAUCUCUGGAUGUGAAGGGAUGCGUUCGGCUCCUUCGUGGUGGCAUCCUUCCAUACCGCUUCUUCUGGACGCGCUUGACGUGGGUGGAGCGCCGCAUGAGUCGCAUGCAGAUGCUAAAUCAUGUUGAGUUGGAGGUCCGAGAUGCUUUGGAUCCCUGCUCUUAUUCGUGCAUAGUUGGCUGUGCAAAGCUGUGGCUGGCAGCCCUCCAUCCCAAAGGGUCCACCGAUGCCAAGUACUGGGUGAGAGAAGGAGGCCUCGGAGAGGCUGAAUUGAAAGAGCUAUUCCUUCAGCUGGAGAGUGCCUUGUGCGGAGCACUCACCAUGUCUGGACUCUUGCCGGGACUUCUACAGGAGUUGCGCCGAUCUUUACAAGAGACAGCAUCGGAGAGCGACUUCCUUAAGCUUUCACAAGUUUUGCGCCAUGCAGACUCUGAGGUACCCACUGCCGCUCUUCAUGCCAUCGACCCGGUUGCGACAUCAUCUCGCAAAGGCACUGAGAAGGAUCCAGCUGAAGCCUCCAAAGGCAAGGGUGCUUCCUUCAAGGGCAAAAGCAAGGAGAAGGGCAAGGCCAAAGAGGAGAGCAAGGGCAAGGGCAAGAGAAGAUGGUGA